GUGGCAGCAGCCAUAAAUGAUUAAACUAUGCAAACUCAACUAAAGUCUCUCAGCUGGAACAAGACAAAAGAGAAUCAUUAAAAGACACAGAACUGCAAUGUCAAUGUGGCAACCUAAGAAAUGGGGAGUGAAGAGAAAAACCUAUGGCUACCUAUUACAAACAAAAUAGCAUCCGGUUUUUCCCUUCCAAGCUUCCAUCUUUAAUCUAUAUAAGCACCAAAUCACAUUCAAAGUUGGAAACUUCAGAGUACACAGUAAAGGAUAAGUUAAUAUGUGUCGUGGAGCUUUGGUGGUUGCAACCACUGUUGGAGUAGUGGAGACGUUGAAGGAUCAAGGGUAUUGCAGAAUGAACAGCACAAUGAAAACUGUGGCUCAACAUGCCAAGAACCAAAUAGGGUCAACAACUCAGGCCAAGAAACUGGAUUUUUCUUCUUCUUCUCCUUCUUCUUCUUCAGCAAUUUCAAAUAAGCUGAGAGAUGAGAAGAGAAGGAACGCAGAGGAGUCUCUUAGAACAGUUAUGUAUUUGAGUACUUGGGGUCCCAAUUCUUAGACUUAGAACAUUAAUAUUAGCUUAAUAUUGGCAUAAAGAUAUGAUAUAUGCCACUGAUCAGUCACGUAAUUCUAUAAAUUAAUGGUGUCCUGAGUGCUAUCGUAACAUAGCACUGUUGGUGAACAGAUUUUGCAAAA
Molecule: messenger RNA, 687 nt
Organism: Vigna unguiculata (cowpea)
Lineage: Eukaryota; Viridiplantae; Streptophyta; Magnoliopsida; Fabales; Fabaceae
Source: RefSeq, a predicted model, not a curated record